Messenger RNA from Filobasidium floriforme, 354 nucleotides. RefSeq lists its product as uncharacterized. The record is from RefSeq and is a predicted model, not a curated record. Bases 1 to 354 code for a protein of 117 amino acids. NCBI's taxonomy places the organism in Eukaryota, Fungi, Basidiomycota, Tremellomycetes, Filobasidiales, Filobasidiaceae. The transcript has 3 exons.
AUGCCCAAAAUGCCCUCAGCCAAAGCAUCCGCCGAUGUCAAGAAGGAAACCUCUGAAGACGUCAGCCAGGUCAAACCCGAGCCCGAUAUGCCCUCUACCCCGAAGAAAAGAAAGGCUCCAACCGACGGCGGGGAAGGUUCUCCAUCGCCUGCCAAAAAGGGUGGUUGGUCGGGCGAGGCAAAGGCCAAGCUUGCAACCUUCCUGGUCGAUAAGGGUUAUACCAGUAUGACUACGGAAGACUGGAACACCAUCGCUGAACAGAUUGGGGUCACCGCAAACCAAUGCAAAGAUCAACUCAAACCCAAGAGGAAGAACGUCAGGAGCGCGCUGCAGACCAUGAUCGACGGCAUGUGA